Molecule: messenger RNA, 822 nt
Organism: Grosmannia clavigera kw1407
Lineage: Eukaryota; Fungi; Ascomycota; Sordariomycetes; Ophiostomatales; Ophiostomataceae
Exons: 1
Coding region: 1-822 (273 amino acids)
Source: RefSeq, a predicted model, not a curated record
AUGAAGUCCACUAUCAUUGCCAUCGGCGCGCUUGUUCUCCCUGCUGUUAUGGGUGCAGCUCUGCCCGUUAGACAGGAGACAGCCACACCAGCUGCCAAGCGAGACAUAGACGGCAUUGAAUACGUCUGGGGCUCCAAGGAUGGUGAGGAGCGCAAGCGUGACACCGACGGAAUUGAGUACGUCUGGGGCUCCAAGGACGGUGAGGAGCGGAAGGCCAAGCGCAACAGCGACGGCAUCGAGUAUGUCUGGGGCUCCAAGGACGGUGAGGAGCGCAAACGUGACACCGACGGCAUCGAGUACGUCUGGGGAUCCAAGGAUGGCGAGGAGCGCAAGGCCAAGCGGGACACCGACGGCAUUGAAUAUGUCUGGGGUUCCAAGGACGGCGAGGAGCGCAAGCGUGACACCGACGGCAUUGAGUACGUCUGGGGGUCUAAGGACGGAGAAGAGCGCAAGGCCAAGCGUGAUACCGACGGAAUUGAGUACGUCUGGGGCUCUAAGGAUGGUGAGGAGCGCAAGGCGAAGCGGGACACUGACGGCAUUGAGUAUGUCUGGGGCUCCAAGGAUGGUGAGGAGCGCAAGCGUGACACCGACGGCAUUGAGUACGUCUGGGGGUCCAAGGACGGAGAAGAGCGCAAGGCCAAGCGUGAUACCGACGGAAUUGAGUACGUCUGGGGUUCCAAGGAUGGUGAGGAACGCAAGGCUAAGCGCAACAGCGAUGGGAUUGAGUAUGUUUGGGGCUCCAAGGACGGCGAGGAGCGCAAGGCUAAGCGCAACAGCGACGGCAUUGAGUACGUCUGGGGCUCCAAGGAUGGCGAUGAGUAA